AGACUCAUUUUCGAACUUCUCUCGAUAAGACUGAAAAAUUACAUAACAGUGCUUCCUGAAACCAUCAAGAAGAAAAAUGUCGGUGACACUGCAUACAGAUGUAGGUGAUAUUAAAAUAGAAGUCUUCUGUGAAAGGACACCUAAAACAUGUGAAAAUUUCUUGGCUCUUUGUGCCAGUAAUUACUACAAUGGCUGUAUAUUUCAUAGAAAUAUCAAGGGUUUCAUGGUUCAAACAGGAGAUCCGACAGGUACUGGAAGAGGAGGUAACAGUAUCUGGGGCAAGAAAUUUGAGGAUGAAUACAGUGAAUAUCUUAAGCACAGUGUUAGAGGUGUUGUAUCUAUGGCUAAUAAUGGCCCCAACACCAAUGGAUCUCAGUUCUUCAUCACCUACGGCAAGCAGCCACAUUUGGACAUGAAAUACACAGUAUUUGGAAAGGUGAUAGAUGGUCUGGAGACUCUAGAUGAAUUGGAGAAGUUACCAGUAAAUGAGAAGACAUAUCGACCUCUUAAUGAUGUACACAUUAAGGACAUAACUAUUCAUGCCAACCCAUUUGCUCAGUAGCUAUAAUAGACCUGGACAAAUACUUGGCACACUAUUUGAGGAACAUACCCAUUGUGGUUUACCCAGUUUUAAUUAUGUCAGAGAUUGCAUCAUCCUUCUGCUUGUUUACAACUAAGAUCUAUGAGUUGGCAGUACCAAGGGGCUCCAAACAGCGUUUACUGCCAUUCUUAUAGCAUAUGCUUUACUAUAACCAUUAUCCAUGUAUUUCUUUAAGUUUAAAAGAAAAAACCUUCCUGUUUAAUUUUUGUUACAUAUAAACAUUAAUUUUUAAAUGCUGAGGCUCAAAUCCAGACGUUUUUGAACACCCUAAUCACAUACUCCUACCAGAUCUAGUCCACAUCCUGGAAGUAUUAUUUUCCAUUACUUAUUCACUUUGUGCAGUUAGAAAGAGGAAGGACAAGAUAAAGAGAUGGUCUAGAAAGGCCAGCCAAUCCAUUUGUUAUUUUCUCCGGUCUUUAGAUUUAUAGGAAGGGCUCAGAGGAGUCCUGGAGUACAGUAAACACUCAGAAUUCCCCAACCAAUUUGCCCAUGGAACAUUUUUCUAAAGCGUAUCUUUUAAAAUAUUGCAGGACAGAGUUUUACAGGUGAUCCAUUUGAAAAAUGCAAUUAGUUCAUUAAAAGCAGCAGUUGUCGAGUCUUGGUCUGUGUUUGCAUCACAGUUCUGCCCCCUACUAGUAACUUUGGGCACAUUAACAUCUCCAAGCUUUAGUUUUCUUUUCCAUAAAUAGUAUUUCCUCAUGAGACUAUUGUGAGGAGUAAAUGAAGUCAAGUGUGUAAAGCUUCUGGCAUGUGGUAAGUGUUCUGUAGUAAGUAAAUGGAAGCUGCUCUCCUACGUUAUCUCCACCACAGGGCUCUCACCUUAUCAGGCUCUACCACUGAUUUCAUCAAGGACCCUGUCCCACUCACUGCCUACAGAUCACCUUCAUUAGAUUUAGGGUAUUCCUGAAACUGAUACCAAACAUUUCUUGGUUUGUAUCAUUUCUGCAGGUGGCUGAUCUAAUUAAUGUUUUAAUUGUUAACUGUAGUUUGGGAGUUAGCUUGCAGCUAUCCUCGUGUUACAACCAUCUAUACCUCCCUCUAAACUGAGGUGCCAAUUAUACUAAUGCCCUCACAUUUUGUUUCACCCUUUUAAUUUAAUCAUUUAGUUUCUAGAAGUAGUAUUAAAGCCUCUUUUUGGCCA
This is a messenger RNA of Ceratotherium simum simum (southern white rhinoceros), 1742 nucleotides long. It is a transcript of the gene PPIL3, whose product is annotated as peptidylprolyl isomerase like 3. Gene Ontology annotation, cellular component: catalytic step 2 spliceosome. Lineage: Eukaryota; Metazoa; Chordata; Mammalia; Perissodactyla; Rhinocerotidae. The record is from RefSeq and is a predicted model, not a curated record. Gene Ontology annotation, biological process: protein peptidyl-prolyl isomerization; protein folding. Gene Ontology annotation, molecular function: peptidyl-prolyl cis-trans isomerase activity.